This is a messenger RNA of Plectropomus leopardus (leopard coralgrouper), 2446 nucleotides long. RefSeq names its product clathrin interactor 1-like. Gene Ontology annotation, cellular component: plasma membrane; clathrin vesicle coat; endosome. Gene Ontology annotation, molecular function: phospholipid binding; clathrin binding. The record is from RefSeq and is a predicted model, not a curated record. Lineage: Eukaryota; Metazoa; Chordata; Actinopteri; Perciformes; Serranidae. Gene Ontology annotation, biological process: endocytosis.
UAACCGCAGCGGCCGCUGUACUCCGGGAGCUGAUCCAGGAGUUGGGGGGGGGACUGUCGUCGGUAACCGGAUACCUCCUCUGUCUUGUGGGGCGUAGAGACACGGGGGCGACGCAGUAUCGAGGCGGCGAGCCCGCAGUUCCGUGCGGAGAUGCUGAAUAUGUGGAAAGUCAGAGAGCUGGUGGACAAAGCCACCAAUGUGGUGAUGAACUACUCAGAGAUCGAGUCCAAGGUGAGAGAGGCCACCAAUGACGACCCCUGGGGACCCUCCGGACAACUGAUGGGAGAAAUAGCCAAAUCUACUUUUAUGUAUGAGCAGUUUCCAGAGGUGAUGAACAUGCUGUGGACCAGGAUGCUGAAGGACAACAAGAAGAACUGGAGACGAGUCUACAAGGCUUUACUGCUGCUGGCCUAUUUGAUUAGGAAUGGGUCUGAAAGAGUCGUCACCAGUGCCAGAGAACAUAUCUACGACCUGCGAUCUCUAGAAAACUACCACUUCAUUGAUGAGAAUGGUAAGGAUCAGGGCAUCAAUGUGCGUCAGAAGGUGAAGGAGAUGGUGGAGUUCAUCCAGGACGAUGACAGACUAAGAGAGGAGAGGAAGAAAGCAAAGAAGAACAAAGACAAGUACAUUGGAGUCUCCUCUGAUAGUAUGGGAGGAGUAGGAGGAGGAGGAGGUGGAGGAGGAGGAGGAGGAAGCAUUAAGAACUCUAAUGAGUUGGAUCGGAGUAAGUGGGAUGAGGACUGGGAUAAGAGCAGAGGAGCUUUCCCUUUCAGCGAGAAGCUCGGAGAGAUCAGUGACAAGAUAGGCAGCACCAUAGAUGACACACUCAACAAGUUCAGAAAGAAAGAACGAGACGACUCACCCGACAGAAUCAGUGACAACGAGGAGGACCGAGCAUCGAGGAACGGUAGGCAGGAAACCCUUGAGUUCAAAGACGAGGAAGAAACUGUCACAACGAAAAGCAUCCAGAUCACGCAAGCAACAGAAACUACGACCACCACCACGCGGAAACGCAGCGGAGCAACAAGCAGCAAGACUCUGGACCUGGGCGCUGCAGCCCACUACACUGGAGACAAGAGCCCAGAGGAGAAGUCAACAGUCAGGCAGUCCUCCAGUAGCGGUCUAGCUGACCUGCUAGUCAUUGACCCUUUAUCAAAUCAGAGCACUGCAACAGGUGGCAGUUCAGACCUCAUUGGUGGCUUUGCUGAUUUCUCCUCUCCUGCAGCCUCUGCCAGCCUCCCAGCCUCCACUGCUGCUGCAUCAUCCAAUGGAAAUGGAGAAUUUGGAGACUGGAACGCUUUCUCGGCCAAUCCACCGGCUUCUUCUAGCUCUGGUCCCUCCCAGUCCGUCACGGACCUUUUUGGCAGUGUCCAGUCUCCCACAGCCCCAGCCUCUAAUCCUGCCUCCGCCCCACCUUCUGCCGAGCUCUUUGACCUGAUGGGUGGAGUUAAUCAUCAGCUAACCAGUCCACAUACAACACUGAGUGCCUCUCAGAGCAUGACUUUCUCUCUGGGAGGGGUGACUCCAGGAGCAUCAGUUGGUAUGCCAACCAUGCCCCUCUCUCGCUCUCAACAGAGCUUGGGAGGCAUGACAUCUCAGCAGCCCAUAGGACAACAGCAGAAGGUCGGUGUUGGAGGUCCAGGGUCGUUAGGGUCGACCUGGUCUGACCCCUCCGUCAACAUCAGCCUGGACUUCCUAUCAGCAGGCCUCAACCCCGCUAAGACACCGCCCACACUUAACAAUAUCAUCCAGCAACAAGGAGUGCCUCCCAACCUGCUGGCCCAGAACUUCGGCGGACUGAACCUCAGCUCCCCGCCCCACGUGACACCCAUUAGACCACCAGCCAACGCCAUGACGAUGGGCAUGCCUGCAUCUAUGGCAACUGGCAUGCCUGCCUCCUUGGCAUCGAGUAUGCCCCCUUCAAUGACCACGGGUACCAUGGGGAUGGGGGGAAUUCCUGUAAACCAAGGCAUGAUGGGAAUGAACAUGAGCAUGAAUAUGGGCAUGGCCGCUCCAGUGAUGAUGGGCAGUAUGGCCGGCAUGGGAGUGCCAGGAGUAGGGAUGGGCCUAGCGCACUCCAUCACCCCAGCCAUGGUCCCACCCAAACAGGAUGCCUUUGCUAACUUUGGCAGUUUUGGGAAAUGAAGGAGUGCAAAUGAGUGUGAGUGAGUGUGCAUGUCUGACGUGAUGAGAGUGUGAACCACAGAAGGACUGCUGUACUUGAAGACAACCUUGCAUGUUUCUCUCUCUGCUUCCUCUGUCUUUGGCAAGUUGGCACCAGUGAUUGUUCACCAUCCCAGAUCUCGCGGGAGGUUGGAGAGAGCGCCCACUGGUGCCCCUUACCCAGUGAUCAUUUUACAUGUGAAAUUAUGUCACACAGAUGACUCCCGAAGAGCAGGGAAGGUGUCCACCCACAGCCUCUAGUCAUUACGUUCCUGUGAGGAAA